AUGCCUCUCGCGAAACCCUCCAACGCCGCCGCCCCCGUCCUCUCCCACUUCAACCUCACCCACAAAACCGCCGCCGUGACAGGCGGCGCGCGCGGCAUCGGCCUCGAAAUCACCCGCGCCCUCGCAGAAGCCGGCGCCUCCGUCGCCCUCAUCUACACCUCCAGCCCGGACGCCUCCGCCACGGCAAGCCAGAUUUCCGCCGAUACGGGCUCCCUCGUCCGCGCCUACCGCUCCGACGUCCGCGACAAGCAAACCAUCACCGCGACCCUGCACCAGAUCGCCGAGGAUUUCGGCGGCCGCCUGGAUAUCUGCGUCGCGAAUGCCGGGAUUGCCACGCAUCAUGAUGGUCUGGAAUACUCCGUCGAGCAGUGGCGGGAGGUCAUGCGGGUGAAUCUGGACGGGGCGAUGUAUACCGCGCAAGCGGCCGGACAGAUUUUCCAAACUCAGGGGCUCGCGAAUGGUGGUGGUGGGGCGGCGGGCAGUAUGAUUUUCACGGCCAGUGUCUCCGCGCUGCUGGUGAAUGUCCCGCAGCGGCAGAGUGCGUAUAACGCGAGCAAGGCGGCCGUGGUGCAUCUGGCCAAGUGCCUGGCCGUGGAGUGGGUGGAUUUCGCCCGAGGUGAGGUUGUCUUUUUUUUUUUUUUCUUCCCCUUCUUAACCGUAUCUGCAGGAGGCUGCUGAUUGGUUCUCUUGAGUACUGAUUUUUUGGUCAAUCUGUGAAUAGUGAAUUGCAUUUCGCCUGGAUUUAUCGAGACGGAUAGUGAGUUUCUUCCUCUGUCUUUUGGACAUUGUAUAUAUAUAUAUAUAUAUAUAUACACAUCAACCGGCUGACUUUUUUGGCCGCAGUGAUCUCCGCACACCCCCAGGAAUGGCGAGACCACUGGUCCCUGCUAGUCCCGGCGGGACGCAAUGCCGAUCCGAAAGAAUUGAAAGGCGUGAGUCUUACAGCAGUGUGUCUCUGCUUUUUGCUCGAGAGCUUUUCGGCUGACACAUUUUCGUGGGCCCAGGCGUAUGUGUUCCUCGCGAGCGAUGCGUCGUCGUACAUGACAGGUAGGAUGAUGGCAUCAGGAGCUAGGUGUGCGUGUGACUUCUGCUGACAAGGGGGGGGGGGGUUUAGGAGCGAACCUGGUGAUUGACGGCGGGUAUACUUUGCCUUGA
Messenger RNA from Lecanosticta acicola, 1155 nucleotides. The record is from the annotation of a GenBank genome assembly. Lineage: Eukaryota; Fungi; Ascomycota; Dothideomycetes; Mycosphaerellales; Mycosphaerellaceae.